AUGCUCGCUCUCUGUCUCUCCGGCCCCACCCCCUCUCUCUCCCCUCUCUCCCAAACACAACCGCGCCCGUGCCCCCAACUCAACCGCGCCCGCGCCCGCAACGCCACCGUCGAACACCGCCGCCGCCCGGACGCUGCUGCCACCCCACCCCGCCGCAGCACCACCACCGCCCGGCCAGCGCCGCCCCGCCGCCGCCCCCCACACUGUCGCCGCCCCACCCCGCCGCAGCACCACCCCACCGCCCCGGAGCCCUGCGGCCUCGUCGCCACCACUGCCCGGCGCCCCCUCCGCCCGGCCAGCGCCAACCCGCCACCCCGAAGCCCUGCAGCCCCGUCGCCACCACCGCCCGGCGCCCCCUCCGCCCGUCCAGCGCCCCUCCGCCACCGAGCAACACCGCCGCCCGGCGCCCCUGGGCCUGCCGCAGGUGUUGACAGGAUGGUGGGCAAGGGUCCAGAGCGCUACUGGGAGGGGUGGUUCCAUUACUCCAGCCCAGCCCCUCCGGAGAGCGCUGCUAGACAGUAUGCAGACAACUGCGGUGGGCGCUUCUUCUUCGGCUGGGAGAGGUCGGGGAAGGACAAAGAAGCCUGCUAG
Molecule: messenger RNA, 591 nt
Organism: Aegilops tauschii subsp. strangulata
Lineage: Eukaryota; Viridiplantae; Streptophyta; Magnoliopsida; Poales; Poaceae
Source: RefSeq, a predicted model, not a curated record